This is a messenger RNA of Dujonia railenensis, 2967 nucleotides long. NCBI's taxonomy places the organism in Eukaryota, Fungi, Ascomycota, Pichiomycetes, Serinales, Debaryomycetaceae. The record is from the annotation of a GenBank genome assembly.
AUGUCAAUUCAAUUGAGGGAUGGUUUAGCGAAUCAACCUUUGGAUUUGAUUCUUGAAGACCUAUUGGUAAGAUUCCUUGUCAACGUUCCAGAUGAAGAUUUAUCUUCUAUAGAAAGAGUGUUCUUCCAGGUGGAGGAAGCUCAAUGGUUUUACACUGAUUUCCUUAGAGUAUUAAACCCAGCAUUACCACACAUGAAAAUGAAAUCAUUUGCCCCCAAGCUUUUAAAGAAGUGCCCGUUGAUCUGGAAAUGGGGUGAGCCAGCUGACGCAAUUGCUAGGUUCGGAAAGUAUAAGUCGACUAUCCCAGUGCGAGGCGUUGCGUUAUUAAAUAAGGACCUUACGAAGGUCUUGCUUGUAAAGGGUAUGGAAUCGAACAGUUGGUCCUUUCCUAGAGGGAAAAUUUCCAAAGAUGAACAAGACUUGGAUUGCGCUAUUCGUGAAGUCAGGGAGGAGACUGGUUUCGACGCUACGGGCUACAUUAACGAAGAUGACUUCAUCGAGAGAACUAUUAGAGGAAAGAAUUACAAGAUAUAUCUCGCCAAGAAUGUCCCUGAAGAUUACAAUUUCGAGCCAAUUGCUAGGCAUGAAAUUGCCAAAAUCUCGUGGCACGACUUGAAGACGGUUCAAAAGAAAUCACAAGGAAACUCCAACCAGUACUUUAUAUUGAGUGCAGUUUUGAAGCCUUUAAUGGGCUGGAUUAAUAGACAGAGAGGUGUAUUGAAUGAGCAAGAAUUGAUGGUUGAAGCUGAAAUUAAGUUGAAGGAGUUAUUGGGUGUAAUAGCAAAGCAAUCGACUGGCAACGACGCAGGAAGAGAAUUGUUGAAUAUCUUGCAAGGUGUCAACGGUGCAAGUGCCGGCAGUGCGUCUCAACAGGCGAAUGCACCAACCACUCCUUUUGCCAAUGGUAACCAUACUAUAGCCACUUCAUUGGCAACUCCAUAUCAGCAGUUGUUGGAAUCAAGCAUUCCAAAUUUUUUACAGACUGCCCAAUUCCCUUACAGUGGUGGACUUCCUCAAGGAUUUCCAACCUCAAACCAACCAUUUUUCAUUCCUAAUUUCCCACCUGGUGCUGCUCCUAGUGGCUUUGUACCACCACAGCCACAUCAACCUCCUCACCCUCAGAAUUUGUCACCUCAGAACAUUGUGCAACCAAACCCACAAUCUUUCCAGAAGCCAACUUCUAUUAGAAGGUCUUCAGAAGCUAAUUCUAAAGAACUUCUUUCGAUCUUAAACUUGGGUGGAGCUUCGCGUAAGAAAUCUCAAGACCUUGAUAAGCCACAAUCCAAUAAUGAUGAUUUAUUGAAAAACAAAUCAAAGGCUCAGUUUUUAUUAGAUUUGGUAAACAAAAGGCCAAUCGAAGAAAAGCCAGCUGAAGAGAAGCCAGCCGAAGACAAACCCAAAAAGAUUCAAAUUUUGAAGCGUCCUGACAGAACUGUUACUCCAUCAUUAGAGAGUUCUCCACAAAUUCCACCUCAAAACAACUUCAGUAACAAGGAAGAAAAAUCUACCCCUGACUCGAGCGGAGAUGAGUACUAUGACUCACAACAAGCAUCUACAGAACUCCCUAAAUCAUUAUCUGGUACUCCAAAUCUCAAUAAACCUAAGAUUUCUAUCUUGAAGAGACAGCCAAAGGAAGAGAAGAAAACUUCUAACGAACAAGUCCCUAAUAAGGCGUCUACCGAACUACUAGGAUUAUUACAAGGCAAACCUAAACCAAAAGAAAUUGUAGCAACUCCAAGUGUCCCACAUAAGGAAGAAGUACAAACAAAUGGAACGAAGAUAUCCGCGUCAAAUGAAUUACUAAAUCUACUCCACAAAAAACCUUCCGAAUCAUCACCAACUAUACAGCCAUUGCCUGUCGUAAAAGAAUCACCUAUUGUGCAGCCCCCUACAGUCGUACAAGAGCCGAAAGUUGAACCUACUUUGAACGAGUCGAAUGAUGAUGAUGGAGAUAACUUUGAAGAUUUUGAGAAUUUUGAAGAUUUCGAUCACUUUGACCAAGGCGUAAAUUUUGUGUCGAAUGCCAAUAAAUUUCUCGACGUUGAUAGUGAAGAAGAAUUUCCAGAGACAGCUUCGGACGAUGAGGAGCAUGUUGAGUCAACCACUGAACCUAAAAGAGAUGUAGAUCCAGCAAUUGCGUUUCAAUUAUCAAACCGUGGAAACUUUGUAAAAGAAAAUCUUAGUGACAGCAAGGGCUUCUUGGAUUUAUUAAAAAAGCCUGGUAAUGAUUCUGUUAAAAUUCCAGCUUUACCAAACAUUUCUGUUAAGCCAAACUUGCAUUCAAUUUACGGAAAUGACCCUUAUCUGCCUGAGGCUAUUUUUAAUGGACAAGAACUCUCACUUCCAAAAGUCGGCCAACCUAUACAAGCUACUCAAAAUCAAUCGGCCUCGCAGAAUCUAUUAAGCUUAUUGGGAAAGGGACCUAUCAAGCAGUCUCCUGCACCUUCUAUACAGCCGUUACAAAGGGAACAAAUUGAAUCGCAGCAGCCGCAACAUCUCCAACCACAACAUUCACAACAUCCACAACAACCACAACAACCCCAAUUUCAACUGCAGUUUAACCAGCAGCAGCAGUUCAAUCAGCAACAGCAACAGCAAUUACAUUACCAACAACAGCAACAGCAGUUUUAUUAUCAGCAACAGCAACAACUUCAGCAACAACAAAUCCAUCAACAGCAGAUGCACCAGCAACAACAAUAUCAGCAGCAGUACCAACAUCCUCCGAAUAAUAUGUUUUCCCCACAGCCUCAUGUGCCUGGAGUACUUUCUCCUCCAGCUCCUUCCAAUCCACUUUUAGAUAUGCUUCGUAAUCCAGAAUCUAAUCAAUCAUCUCCUGGUCAGAGGCAAGCAAAUGUUACAAAUCAAAACGGUAACUCUUCUGCGAAGGAUUUACUUAGCAUUCUCAAGGGAGGAAAAAGUGAUGGCGGCUCGUCGUCCAGUUUUCAUUCUGCAUCAUCUGGGUUCUAA